AUGCACUUGUCGACUGAUUGUCUCAACACACUGAAAACCCACGAGUUUUGGAAAAGCACGGACAAUCCUUCACUUAAAAAGUUUCUAGAUUUUCGAUUCCAAAAAGGUGUUCUAAAAGGUAAAAACGGAGUACUCUCAGUACAAAACAAGAUAAUUGAGGAGGAAGCUCAGUUGCAACAAAACGAAUUAAAAAACCAGAUUCAUAUCGAACGGACCAGACAGAUUCUGGAUGCGACGAAAGAUAUCCGAAACCAAGAUUGUUUACUACGAGAAAUAACUACCAAGCAGAUUGAAAAAGAUCUGCUGAAUGAGUCGUAUGCAAAGAACGAGAAUUUAGAGGAAGAGGCACCUUCUACACCACCAGACAAGAUCAGAACCGUUCCAUCCAACGAGCAAGAGAAUGAUGCUAUAGCUAGUGGUACGUUGCAAAUGAGUAGCUUUGGCGGAAUCAAUGAUUGGGAAAGUGGAAAGAACAGCACUGAUGGUAGACGAUGCCGAUCUAGAGGAAUUUUUGAGGAUUACUGUAAUAAAUGCGAUAAUAUCUUUGACUUAUGUCAUAGUGACAUAAUGGACCUUGGACCUUCUUCAGAAGUAAUCUGGGAGAAAUUCGGGACAAACACAUAUCCAGAAUACAAAAUAUCUGAAAUAUGGGAAAAAUUAAUACAAGAUACAUUCAAGUAUGUUGCAAAAUCUGAAAAAAGUCUUGAAGUCCCUGUUGAAAGUAGCAAGCACCGACGUAAUGCUAACAUAAACCCAAUGGUUGACAAAGUCUUGGAAGCAAAACGUGCAGAUGGUCUUGCCCGUCUCUGGAAAAAUCAUGAGGAAGU
Molecule: messenger RNA, 827 nt
Organism: Dentiscutata erythropus
Lineage: Eukaryota; Fungi; Glomeromycota; Glomeromycetes; Diversisporales; Gigasporaceae
Source: the annotation of a GenBank genome assembly